This is a messenger RNA of Ipomoea nil (Japanese morning glory), 2015 nucleotides long. RefSeq names its product xylulose kinase-like. Bases 58 to 1737 code for a protein of 559 amino acids. The record is from RefSeq and is a predicted model, not a curated record. Gene Ontology annotation, molecular function: D-xylulokinase activity. NCBI's taxonomy places the organism in Eukaryota, Viridiplantae, Streptophyta, Magnoliopsida, Solanales, Convolvulaceae. Gene Ontology annotation, biological process: D-xylose metabolic process; xylulose metabolic process. Gene Ontology annotation, cellular component: cytosol. The transcript is spliced from 11 exons.
GAAAAAACUUGCUUUAAUAAGUUAACCUUUGACAGCUUUAAUGCUAGCUUUGCUCUAAUGGAGGAUUGUUCCCUCCCUCAGGACUCUCUGUUCCUGGGGUUCGACUGUUCUACCCAGUCACUAAAGGCGACUGUUUUAGACGCUAAUCUCACGAUUGUGCGGUCAGAAACUGUGAAUUAUGAUCUCGAAUUGCCUCACUACAAAACCGUGGGUGGCGUUUACAGAUACCCUUUGGUUAACGGGAGAAUCGUUUCACCUCCAUUGAUGUGGGUCGAAGCUCUGGACCUCAUUCUUGAAAAACUGGACAAGUCCAAUCUGGAAUUCGGGAAAGUCGCUGCAAUUUCCGGCAGUGCUCAACAGCACGGCAGCGUUUACUGGAACAAAGGCGGUUCUCAAGUAUUAUCUUCCCUGGAUUCCAAGAAACCAUUGGUGGAUCAGCUUCGUGAUGCAUUCUCAGUUCAAGAAUCUCCGAUAUGGAUGGAUUGCAGCACCACAGAGCAGUGCAGAGCCAUAGAGGAGGCUGUUGGAGGGGCUUUAGAACUGGCAAAACUUACUGGUUCUCGAGCUCAUGAGAGAUAUGUUGGUCCUCAGGUGAAGAAGAUAUUUGAGGAACAAAGUGAAGUUUAUGAUAACACAGAGAGGAUUUCGCUUGUUAGUUCGUUCAUGGCAUCUGUUCUCGUUGGGGGUUAUGCCUGCAUUGAUCAAACUGAUGGCGCGGGGAUGAAUCUCAUGGAUAUUAAGACCCGGGCUUGGUCUAAAAUCGCUCUGGAGGCUACUGCACCAGGUUUAGAAGAGAAACUGGGGAAGAUAGCACCUUCACAUUCUGUUGCUGGUCUUAUUGCUUCUUAUUAUGUAAAGAAGUAUCACUUCAACAGAGACAGUGUGGUUGUUCAUUGGUCUGGAGACAACCCUAACAGCUUAGCAGGGCUGACCCUCAAUACUCCAGGAGAUCUGGCAAUAAGUCUGGGCACUAGUGACACAGUAUUUGGAAUCACUGCAGACUAUAACCCAAGCCUAGAAGGCCAUGUCUUUCCAAAUCCAGUAGAUACAAGAAGCUAUAUGGUAAUGUUGGUAUACAAGAAUGGAUCUUUGACUCGUGAAGAAAUUCGUAAUCAAUGUGCAAACAGAUCUUGGGAAGUCUUCGAUUCUUUCCUGCAACAAACACCACCUCAGAAUGGUGGAAAGAUCGGUUUUUACUACAAGGAGCAUGAAAUACUUCCUCCCUUACCAGUUGGUUUCCACCGCUACAUUGUAAAAGGUUUCAACGGGGGCUCUCCAGAAGCAAUGGAAGAACAAGAGGUUGAGGCGUUUGAUCCUCCCUCUGAGGCUCGAGCAAUAAUUGAGGGGCAAUUACUUUCCAUGCGAGCUCAUGCUGAGAGAUUUGGUAUGCCUUCUCCAAAAAGGAUAAUUGCAACUGGAGGAGCAUCUGCAAAUAAUCACAUUCUGAGCAUAAUUGCAUCCGUUUUUGGAUGCAACGUAUAUACAUCCCAAAAGCCGGACUCAGCUUCCCUUGGAGCGGCGUUGAGGGCGGCUCAUGGAUGGUUGUGUCACAAAAACGGCACUUAUGUUUCCAUAUCUUCCAUGUACACGAACAAGUUGGAGAAAACAUCUCUCGACUCCAAGCUUGCAUCACUUCCUGGAGACCAAGAAACCUUUGCCAAGUAUACUUCAUUGAUGAAGAAAAGAUUAGAGAUAGAAAACCGCCUUGUUCAAAAGCUCGGGCGUUAUUGCAAGUAAGUAACCUCCCCGAUGCAUAUGUUUCAGAUCAAUAGAAGGCAGACGCGAAAUUUGAAUGAUGCAUUAUGGAUGGCAAUAAGAGCGAAGCAGUGCUGUGCAGACUAACAGGUAACCUUUAUUUGGAAAAACAGUGUAUGAACAUAUAGAAGGAUCCAAGAGGGAAUAUGUUUGAACAGCAACAUAGUUGCAAAAUGCAUUCAUGUAUCCCAAACUAUAGAAAAAUGAUUCUCACACCAAUAGUUGUGAGACAAGCUUUGGCUAAAAAGGUUUCAAUAGCA